AUGGCCACCUAUCAUAAGAUAUGGAAGCAAAUUCAUCAUCUAAACGUAAGUAAGAAAAUAUGCGCUCGAUCUUUAAGAAUAUUUUGAUCAGCAAUAUCGAAAAGGCAAUUCGAAACUGCAAACGUUGAAAGAAGGUGAACAUAAAACUCACUUUUCACCUUAAAAAACGUCCUUUUAUUAGUUGAAAAUCAAUGAAUUUCGUACGAAAUUCCAAUUCCUUUUUUUUUUUUUUCAAUUCUAUUUUACGUGGUACCGAUCCGAGCCACGCGAAGGUCUAGGCAAUUGCAGGGAAAACGCAGUUCUUUCAUUUCUCAGUUGUUUUUUGAAAGACCCUGAAUAUGGGUCUGGCUCCGGGGAUUGAACCGGUCAGUGACCUCCCGCGAGUCGAGCGCUCCCUACCGACUGAGCUAGUCCUGCUGCAGGUUCGGUUAUUUAGGUAUUAUGAUGCUCAAUCACUUUUUGUGGUUAAAAAAGGGGAAAAUAUGUUUUUACAUUUUUAACGUACUGUCGUGCAGCGUCGUACGUAUGAAUUAUUGUACUUCGUUGCGAUACGAAAAUGUAUUAAAGAAAGAAACUGCUUGACACAUUUGAAAUACGGGUAUCGACAAUUAGAACUGAAAUAACUUAUUCCUUGAAAUAACUCGGGGGCCAAGACGACUAGAUUCAAAAAAUGUUUCGUAGUUGUCUAUGUCGCUAAAUUUUUACAAUAAAAAAUGAAAAGGAUUAUGACUAAAGUAAACAGUAACUUAUAAGACAUACAUAUCUUUCCAACAACAAAAAAACAAGAUGUUUCCGCAAAUGAAUCAAGUUGAAAAGUGGCCACAUAAAAACACCCAGCGGUUUUAAAGCCAUUAGCUACUCAUGCGAGACAUUUUUUAUAAAAAUGCAUCCGCCGAUCCCUUCAUAGUUUUUAUAGGCCAUAAUGAUGAAUAAAACUCAAUCAUUGCGAAAAUUUAAAAACUACAUUUGAAGUUUGCUUUUUCGUUUGCCCCAGUUCAUCAAAAAGGUUUGGCAGAAAUGAUUUUUUAUCUUGAUCAACAAGCCAAGAUACAGAUGAAAAAACUCCCUGAAGAAAAACGCUCAAUGAAUCGGCCUGUGUUUCAAGGUAAAAAAUGUUGCAAAGGACUUUUGUUCGCCUCAAAUUUAAAUUUGUAAUCAGUUUCAUAAAGCUAAAACACAAGUGAAUUAAAGUUCUUGGAAAUGCUUCAAGGUAUUAAUCAAGGAAGCGCCGGGAUUCUAAGACUAAUGUACUUUGAUUCUAUAAAAACCUUUUUUCUGAAAUUCAACUGGCCGGGAAAUUCUACGUUCAGAUUAUUUAAUUAAAAAAUAACCCUCAUCCGGAUUGGAAAAUUUUGGGAACUAAUGUUUGGUUAACAACCAAAUUUACUUUCCGGAAAAUACACAAUAAAGUUAAAUCGUAAUACAGAAAAUGGAUGCAUCAAAUAUAGGAAUUACCAGUUUUGUUUGGCCAAUGAAUUUAUCUUACGCAAAAUAGUCAGGGCAAAUCUAAUGUUUUGCGGUACUUUUCCUCAUAGAAAGUACACUGAUUUAGCGACUGUACAUUUUAAAAUUUUUAUUUAGCUUCUUUGUUCCUCAUGUGGCUAAUUUUGGGCAAGAGUCCUUUAUUUCAUGUUAUUAUUGUUAUUUGAUUAUAUAUUUAGAAAAUGCGUCACCAGAAAGGGUACCAUCGUAACGCUGCCAGUUAUGAUUAAUAUAUAGAUUUAGCUAGGGCUCAAGGCGAAGCUCUCGAUAAUAUUUAUAGUUUGCUCAAACAAAAUAUGAAAUCGUGUAAUGCUAAAGGAGAUGUUACACGGGACGAUUUGCAACAACGAUUUUUAGCGCAACACAGCAUUACAGCAUUGUUGUGACAUUGUUUUGAAUGGUUGCAAAAUCGUUUCAACAUUGCAACGCUGUAUUGCGCUAAAAAACGUCGUUGCGAUUCGUCCCGUAUAACAUAAUCGCCUUAAGCAGCGAAGGCAACAAGAACGAUGAACAAACAACAAUAGGUCUGAUAAGCAAAAAACGGAACGUUGCACGGCCAGCACAUACGGUAUGCCAGGCAUAGGACACUUGUAUUGAUAUCAGGAAACAUCUUCCAAAAGUUGGUCAAAACUAGUUGCAUUGGUUCUGAAAAAUUUGUCGGGCUAUUUGAGCCAAUUAUGGAAACGGAGAAACUGAUUUUGAAUAAAUAAAUAAAUAAAUCAAACUGGCCAUAGAUAGCGAAAAUUUUAAUCCACCUUAAACCUGGAAUGAACUUCUAUUGUUCUUUAAGUUUAAAAUCUCUGGCACAAUUUCAUUCAACUGUUCAGUUAAGAAUUCAACGCUUUUAAUUAUUCAAAAAUUUCAUUGUAGGAAUAGGGGAUAAUUAAAAUCCAGUGAAAAUCUCCGUUAUACUGACAGCAUUGAAUUUGAAUUUUGCACUUUCCAUUAAUUAUAGAAAUCAAGAUAAGCUCAUUUUCUCUCAUGGACUGAUUUAGUAUGUCUCCUUCAGAGUCGUGACGUAAUUCGCAGCCUUUGAUCCAUGUUUCAAAUGAACAAAAAAUUCCUAGCUGGUGAGAACAGUCAGUACGUCACGAAAAUGCUGCUUCGAGUUUGUAACAAUAUUGAUCAGUUCAGUAAUACUGGCCUCAGUGGUCUAGCGUGAACACUAGUACAAGAAGAUUGUUGAAAAGUGUUUUUGGCUGUAACGAUUGAGUUGAAUUGGAUUGUGUAAUGUGUGGGCUAAAAACCAAAAACUUUGCCACGACGUUUUUACGUUCGAUAGUGUUGUUUUGGGAAAAAUCAUACUCCAGAACCAUGGAGAAUGAAUAAAGUUCGACGGUGUUGCUUCGGGGUAAAUUGCUCCAAAAACUAUUGACCAACCACUUGAGGCAUCACCGAGACUUGACCUGAAAGAUUUUAUCUCGUAAACGAAAACUUGGGAGAAUAUUUGAGAUAGUGUCUGUUUGAUAUUCUUUGAUAAUACUAGCUAUUAGGCCGGUAUUUUUUCCAGAGAGCAUCCAAAUCUCUUCAAAAUUUGAAGCUACGUUGUUUCGAUCUUGGGCUUCCGAUCGCGCUGAGCAGGGGACUAUCACUACGUGUUUAUUGGGACUUCCGUACAUAUAGAAGCACAUGUAAGUGUCAUGUGAACGUACGUAAAGUGCACCAUGAGAUGGGUACUGGGUAAGCAUCAAUUAUUUUGACCGACGCAACAUUCCAAUGUUUUUAUGACCGGCUAUUUUUGGAAUUAAGUAGAAGUCCAUUGGCACUGUGGAUGAAAUUUUAGUGAACGAUAUGGGAACGCAGUCUUUCACAUUUCUUUUAAUCAUUAAAGUAGGAAAACAUUACCUUUCAUACUUUAAACGUGAAAGAAAAUCAAUAUUUUCCGCCAUUUAUUACGUUUGCCAGUUGCCAUUUUCAACGCUCGGCCAUAAGGACACUAUGUUUUAAAAUGAACAUGAUCGAGUCUGAACUGAAACUUUUUUGUGUGUUGCACGGAAUAAAAUUAUAGUUAUUGAAAAAACAAAAAUAAAGGGAUAAAGAGCAAAAUUUUUACCGGAAUUUAAAAAGACCUCAUGUAAAGCACCUUGAAUAGCAUCGUUUCAAUACAUUUAUGUUAUGUUUAAUUAUGUAUGAAAAAUGAAAAAUGUAUUUGAUUUAUGCUCAUCGGCGAUCUCAGUCAAUUGCCCUACAAAGAAAUCAGACAGCUUAAUUUCUUUUCUUCUACUAUCGUGCAAGUUAAAUAAUGUAAAAGUAAUCUGCCAGGAAAAUGAAAGGAAAAACCGACUGUGCAUGUUCUUGUUUUAUCAAUAUAUUAAGUUCUGACAAAUUUUUAGAUGAUUACAUAUUUAUUCACGCGCAGUUUUCUAUUUAGUGGAAGACAUAAUAAAGUUUGACUUUAAUAUUUUAUACUCAUCGCUUCCGUGACUAUCACUAUGAAUGACAGGAAACUUCCAUAAAAAGACUAUUUCAAAUAGCGGUCCGGCUAAGUCAAUCACUGUCUACUUUCCCAUAUUUUUGUCUUUUUUGAUCCCCCGUGAAAGUUACUAAUCACUCGAAGACGAAACAAUCGAGCAGUUCAUCACUUUUUGAUCGCUGUUCUAGGCUUAGUCGUCCAGAAUUUUUUGUCAACGCAAUAUGUUAGUUAGUUCCAAUCGGCUUGACUUGAAUUUUCUGUAUAUUCCUUAAAAUUCUCGUCAUAGUCUCUGACCGAUAAUGUUUAAAAAAAGGUACAGAUCCGACAGAGUUGCGAAAAUUACUUUAGAAAGAUAAAUUGUUUUGCUACACCGUCUAUCAGCCAAACAGCGGGAAAUCUAGCUAGGUUCUAGUUUUCAGAUCUCUUAUUAUGAUAUUAUUUCUUUUCUAAAUAAAACAGCUUUUAUUUGCUAUUUUUAGCCCGAACUUGCGAAAUUACAGGCUCAGAGGAGAUAGGACAAUGCGUGGUACGCGGGGGUCAAAAUAUUCUUAUUUAAGAUACUAUUGGACGAUUCUUUUAAGACUUAAUUAAUUGCAGACAUAUCUAAAUAUCAUAACUGUUGCUCCGAGACUUCUGGACUCGACUGAAAAGCUUGGCAAUUAUGUCCUUGCUUGUACAAGUUAAACAGAUUUGACAACGUUCGUGAUUUGGCACGGAAAUGCGAAGAGAAAUGUUGAAGAAACUUAGCCAAAAAAUCCUGAAGGUAUGAAAACAAAAAUAGAAUUCAAUAAUCGAUAUAUUUCGUUGCCUAACUGCAUUAUUCCAGGCGUUUUUAAGCUCAUCUUGUGUAAAUAAGGAACAAUUCUACGAGAAAAUCGCAAGUUAGACAAGGCUACUGUUUUGAAACGUUAAUGAAAAACUUGAGGAAAAAAAUUAUUGAUAAUUUUCACUGUAUAACAGCUUACUGUGGUCUUGCUCAUUGAUGCGAAAAAUCUAACCCCAACAGAACUGACCGACCUGAAAGAGUUUUGAAAGGAAACGCAUUAAAUAAGGUUCAAUCUUAAAAUGAUAAAGUUGAACUUUAAGAAAUUACAUAACAUUUCUCUCAAGGAAACACAUAGCAAAACAGGAAGGUAAUAAUAAGAGACAGUUGCAUACUUUUUCACCUGAGUCUUUCCGCACGUACGUGGUCACAAUUAGACAUAACAUAACCGCUCGCUUCGAAAACAGAUUUUAUUUUAAAAGUGUUAACAGCUAAACUGUGGACAAUAGCGAACUCAGCCAAGAAUUGAAGUGAGAGGGAAAUAGAACUGUUGAGUCAGGCAACGGAAAGUCAUUUCGUCACAAAUUUGAAAAUUGUGAGCAUUAUUUUAAGACUUUUCAAAUCUGAUAAUGAACUAGUAAGAUUUAAAAUAUAAGUAUUGGACCUCAGACGGUGAUACAUAAAGGAAAAAAAUGCUCCAGAGAUUGUGUUGGGGUUAACUUUGUAAAAGAUGCUCUUAGAAAAACUAGUGUUUCAAUAAGCAUUUCAUUAAUAACUUAUUUUUAAAAUCGUAUAAUAUAAUUUAACUAUGUUUCCUUGAAUUUUGAAAAGAAAACGUGCUCGUUAAGAGCUGGUAACCACAAUGGUCACGUGUUACUAUGGUAAUAUAGUAACAUGUAAUUUUGUCUUUAUUUACGGUUCCAAACUUUUUUUUGUCUUUUUUUGGCUCAGGCGAUGUCCGCUUUUCCUCUAAAGUGUUUCAGUAAAUGACUAAGAGUCUUUCAGUAACAAGUUAUGGCUCAAUCUAUCUAUGCUUUGACCAACAUUAUAAAUUAUUGUGGUUACAAAAAGGAAUCAGGGGCGUCAGUCGUGUAGGGAAUCUCAAUAACUUUUACCUCAUAAUCAGGGGCACCAAACGACGUUUUCCUGUAAUAUAACUGUUCGAAGGAGCAAAUAUUGCCUAAUAAUUUCUAAAGCUCGAGAAAGGCUAAAAAGGUCUGAAUAUCCGUCUAUGAUAUUCGGAGGUUUUCUACUAACUUAGCCACCGACGAUUUUCCGAGGUUGUGAUACGUACUCAGUUUCUCACAUUUUAUCACCAAGAUGAUGCUCUUAUUGUUGAAAAGGUCUACUUAAAAUUUCAGCAUAAUUAGACAAAACGUCCCCUAAAGUUUUCAAAUGAAAGUAAGGCUAUUCCAUGUCCUCGAACUUUCGACCGGAUCCAUUAAGGUAGAACAGUUUUGGAUGACGCGAAGAAGCCACCUAAAACUUUCGAGACCGCUCCCUAUUAAGACAUCCAAACAGAUAAAUAAUUCCUAUGGACAACCACCCAAAUUAAUCAAACAGGCUUCUAUAAGGCAUUGAGAAAACCAUUUGAGAUGCUGGUUUUUCAUUUGCAAACAUUCGGUUGUAGGGUGCCUCUGUUAUAAUUACUAGGAAGACUUUAUAAUUAUCAUGAUGAGUAUUUGAAACCACAAUAAAAUCAUCUGCUUGUUUAUCACUUGCUCGUUUUCUAUCAGUAUCACCGUCACUAGACAAUCUGAGGGUAGGGGGGGGGGGGGAAAUAAACAUUUUUUUGUAGUGGUCUUUUUUUAUAAUUAUUAUGAAGUCUUUAAAAUUAAUUAAAUGAGUAUUUAAAACCAACAUGAAGUUUUUUGUUUUUUUUUCUGUUGCGGGUUUUAUAAAGGUAGCAGGGUGAAGAGGAAAUGGGGGGGUGGGGGGGGGGGGGAGAAAGGGGGAGGACGAAAGUACCUGAAUAACAAAGCCGUAAAAAAAAACAUAAAUACCUAAUAGAAACCUUUUUGCACGAGCUUGCAAAAUGAUAAAUAAAUGAUAAAUAAUAAAUAAAUAAAUAAAUGGAUGUCUCAGGUGAAUCUCUAGAUCUCAUGCAAAUUAUCUAUCGUAAAACUUCUAACCUCUAGCUCGUGAGGCUAAUAUUCACUGUAAAACUGCGGCCAGCUAAAUUAAGGGCAACAAAAACAUGUAACUUGCCAUAAUUUUGCAACAAUGCGGCAAAACGAGUUAAAAAAGGGAUGUUUCGCGUUUUACCACCCACGAAUCAAACCUAUUGCAGCAAAUUAGGCUGUUGCAGGUUGCGAAAAGUUGUGGAAACUAAAUAUAAAGGUGAAUAGCAGCACUUUUUGCAACAAAAUCGUGACAUAUAUAUAUAUAUAUAUUUCAUAUAUCAUUAACACUCAUUUCUUUCAUGGGAACAUUUGAACCCACAAUUGACCUGCUCCCAACGUCAGUGGCUUCAUAGCUCAGUUGGUAGAGCAUCGCACCCGUAUCGCGAGGUCACGGGUUCAAACCCCGUUGAAGUCCUGAAUUUUUUUUUUUCAGGCUUCUUUACGCAAUUGCAUAAAUUGCGUUUACUGCGACGAUCAUUUCUUCAUUUUCAAAAUCGUGACAGCAACUAACUUCAGCUUCGCGUGAUCAUAUCCUAUCAAAAGUCGUUGUCGCUCAGCUAGAAUACAUUGCAACAAUCAGGCUUAAACAAAUCGCCUGCCAAAACGCCGGCAACUAAUACGUGAACGUGAUAGUUUUUUCGCAGUGUGGUAUAUUAGGGUGCUUUCCGCCUUACAACUCUUCUCUUCUUGCACCAAAACCGGAAUGUUCCACGCAGAAAAUUUUAGUAUGCCUAGUUUUAACAAACCCCAUGCUACACAUACCUUUUCAUUUUACCCUUGUCCCCCAACAAUUGCCCUAGACACACCAUCCCAGAAGAUUAGACAUCCACACGUGUCCCAAAUAAACGGAUUAACUUAUAAACACUUAAAGUGGGAAAAGGUCCGCUUCACCAUGAUAAGAUCAGAUUGUCUUAUCCUAUUUAGCUUAUAGACGACAACCAGAAUUAUUAAAAAGUUGUUUAAAAUCCUUAAAAAAGGAAAAGGUUUGGUUUGGUUUCGUUUUAUUUGUAAACAUUAAGGCAAAGACUAUAACGAAAUUUUGGUGAGUCACAGCCAGAGAAUGGAAUUCAAAGACCUUUUUUCAACCUCAAAAUAUUCCAUAUACAGUUUUACUUCACUAUGUUAAAUUCUUAAACUUUUAAAUUAGUUAUGACAUUAUAGUUUCAGUUUUAUUGCUCUGCUAAAACAUUAGUCAAAGCCAAGACAAAGCUUUGAUGACCGUAAAUGCUAAUAAAUCUGUCAACUCCAGAUUUAAAUUGAAAAAUCAAAAGCCGACUGCGAAGUGGAAUAAAAAAAACUGCGCACUGUUAUUUUCUACGCGAGGCCAAAUAAAGUCUAGAUGCUUAAAGACACGACACUAUGUUAAGAACGUCCAAGCAAGCUUUUUUUGUACCAUCAAUUUUUUAUAGCCGUUUCCUUUUUUUCUUACCACAAAUGCCGUAACGGGUUCGUAUUAAACUGGCAUGUUUUGAUGGUGUAAAGAAACAACGAAAAUAAGAAACAUUAUUCAAAUCCACCUUCAAAGUGCUGUUCCGACAAAAAUAUCCGUGACAUUAGGGUAAAUAUAUUAACAAGUGAUAAGCAAAAGGGUUAUAUAACACGUUUUUUCAAGUCUUUGGCGUGUUAAAACAAAAUAAUGUUCAGGUGCACAUUUGAGUCAUUUUUUACCCACUCUCUUUCGUAAGGGGUGGCUAAAUUCUGUUUUUAAGGUAGUCUUUCUUCAGCGUUUGUAGGUGCCAAGUAGUCAGCUGUGAAUUGAAAGCAAAUUUUGGUAAGUUCAAUUUUAUUUCAACGUUAUCUUUCAAUGAAUUUCGGAUCGCGCGUGUUAACUGACUGUCACUGUGCAACUUUUAAGUUUUAUCUUAGUUUGCUUUUUGAUUGGACUGCGGCCAUAUGUUAGCCGGCGGUCCCAACUCAUCAAAUGCAGCGAAAACGAUUGAAUGAAUCGAAAUUGUAUAGUUAGAUAAAAUUUUGUGACGAAGACAUCCCUAAGAGGGAAAAUGAAAAUGUUUAUACUUUACUAGCCAACGCGAAAGGGAAAAAUAAUUGGACAUCAAGAAAUCACCCAUAAUGCAAAUACCUGAUUUAAAAUACGAGAAGGCUUAAUGAAUAAACGGGCACUGCACGUGUAAAUCAGUGUCUCCUAUGAGAUCAAGCAGAAGAGUAAAAGAAUUCUAGGGGCAAAGAAGUGGUCUAAUCUGAACAUAGCCAGUCGUUCAAAAUACUAAUUUAAUACUACGAAGGGCGCAAAUUACUUUAUCGUUGUAGGUGACAAGCAGCGGCUCAAAAUGUUGACAUGGUAACUGCCGCGUUUAUUGACAGUAGACACAGUACCUUAGUUCUGUAGAUGAAUAUGAAUAUUGAGCUUUUGCAGUUGCUACCUUAAGGAACAACGUACACUAUAUUGUUUUUUUUAGAUAAGCAAAAUAAAUCCCAGUAAGUUCCUCACAAUCCUAACAAGAAGAAAUGUUCAAAAACUUUCACUUGAAAAUCUUUCAUACCUAAGCGGUUUGAUAGAAGAAAAAGACAGUUGAACGCUGUAAGCGGCCAUAUCUGAAAGCGUUUAGUGAAUCUUGGCGUUGUUUUAAGAGAAUUAAAUUAACAGCAAAAUCCGUGGACGAGGAUCCUGCUGGUUAUCAACGUUUUAAGAGAGGUCGCUUAAGGGAGUUCGAUUUACUGGUAAAAAACACGUUAUAAUUAAGUAAACGUAGUUUUUGAAGCUCUAGCUUUCAACUUUAGCUUGUGGAUAUUUUUACAACUAGUUGCCUACUGGAUUUGAGUUUCAAUUUCUCUCACUAUUUUGUUAACAUCUGAUGGCGUUCGUCAACCUUUGAAGAGUACCUUUUCGUCUGAUAUAGUGAAACAGACGGCCGAAGCACUGUACGAAGGAAUUAAUACUUAUACCAGUCAAUCCCGCUUUGGAGGUUAUUGUCCACCGACGGACCCCAGGCCGCCUUAGUAACCGAACGGUCAAUGAUGUUUAUUCGCCAUGUGUUUAUCUUUUUAUCACCCUGGUACACCUCCAAAAAAGCGAAGGAAACAAAAGAUAAAAGCGUUGUUGCUCUUGAACUACAGUAAUAGCCUCCAUUCUCAAGGUUUUAAUUCGCAAAAUAAUGUUGGAUCACUGACUUGUAAUUAAAAGCGUGUUUAAAUACGAAUUUUUAACAACUUUUUAACAAGGAUUACUUUCGAAUAUAUUUUUAUUCCAUAAAAUUGCAGAAUCCCUCCAUAAUGGAUCCCUAAAACAGUAUGAAUGCAUACUCUUCUAAAAAAUGAAUAAACAAUGAAUGUGAUCUUGUUAGUAUAUGGCAGUAAAGUGCUGUACACACUUGCGUAUGAAACGUUCUGCUAAAAGCUUCGGUUUUAGCAGACCAUCGAUCACUUACAGGGUGAAAAGGCCCACAUUAAGACAAUACCCACAAAUAGCUUACAUUUGGAAUCGGCUCUAUGCGACGAAUCAGUUGGACUAAAGCCCAGAUUUCUUUUCUGUAAUUAUUCAUAAACUGUCUGGAAAACACCUGCCGGCCUGAACGGAAUGAAUUUUUGUCCCUUUUUUUUCCUGAAAACGUAAUUAUUUUGUUAAAUUGCGUCGCACUUGCAAAAUAAUCCCCCGUUCUAAGAAUCGCGUCUUUGAAAGCACUGAGGCACUGACAGCCUUUACAAUACAUUAACUCUGAGUUCACGCCUGCAUAUUCGCCAGCAGCAAACAGAGAAGUUAUCAUGGAGACCUAUCGAGAAUUCAAAAACGAGGUAAAGCGAAAGUUUUUUCACUUUGAUACUUUACCUAUUAAGUCAUUUUAAGUUCGGAUAUUACCACGGAAUAUCGCUGAAGACCAACACUAACAGUGAUUGAAAGUUGGUGAACCGAGGAACAAUAUUACAUCGGCUCCCGAAAGAGAGUAAUAUUUCUUUUUCCUGACUAGCAUUUUAAUAUUAUUCUUAAUGGCAAAGCGUAAAAAUUUUGCUAUGUUUUAGCAGCCAUUGUAAAGACUAAUUCUAGCCUGAGCAGGGUUGGAAGUUGAGUCACUACCGAAUAACUUUCCUGUAAAGCUUAGUAUUGCUUUCCGCAAAACCCUGACUGAUUUUAAAAGUGCGGAACCUAAAUAGUAAAUUAUUCAUUCGAACUCCAAGAAUUGGGGACUCUAUGCUGGAAUCUAGCUAGUCAUCCAAACUCUUCUUGCUAAAACUGGUUUUAUUGUGUAAUAACAGAUGCUGAAUACCAUUUUCAGCAUUUUACGAUAUUCUGACUACAGACGCCAUUAACCUGACGCUUCAGCGUCGAGUUUGAACUAUUGCUUUAUCGUACAACUGUAUACAGAUGAAUCUAUUGGCUUUCACUUUUCAUGUUUUCAAAAUAAUCUUCUUUGAUGGUUCCCGAAAGUGGGGGGAUAAUAUCAAUAAUUUUUAAUAUGAGAAGACAGAAGAGAAAAUUGAACGCAUUUAAAAUUUGGUGAAAUUAUAUAUUACUGAAUAAACACUGACUUCAACAUGACAGAAUUAAACUCAUAACAUACGCCGUUCCUCUCAUAGCACGAUACACAAGCAGCGAUCAAUUUGCUUCGUAGCCUAUAUCUCUUUAUCUCAAAGAUACCCUAACUCUGUUAAUUUUUUUUAAAUGACUCUUCUCAUACUAUUCUCUAUGUUGGAGAUUUCGCUAACGAUCAAAAGUAAAUUAAUGGUUUUACGGAUUCCAAAUAAAUAUUUUAUUACACAACUCGAAGGCAAUGAUACUGUAUACUAGUUUAGUAUUCUUUUUGUCACUGUCUUUUCUUGGGAUUGCAGAUCAGUUGCGAGAGAUAAAAAUGAUGCUAUACAAAGCUUUUGAUCAAAAGGUUUUUACGGCUGUCAAACUUUACAAUACUCAUUGGUAAUAUUACGUUAGAGGCCGAAAGCCCUCAGUGAUAGCGUUUGAUUUUCGUCGACUCCAAUCUUUCUUUUACGUAUUUUUUGCCUUUAUUUCAAGUUAUAUUUUAAUUAGUCUCAGUGCAAUAAGCGUGCUAACUACAUUUUUGGGUCUAUCUAGAUUUCUCAAGAGCGCAACCUAAGAAAAUCCGAAAACGAAUUGUUCAGUAACUGAAUAAAUUUGCUGUCAGCUGCAGGGGGUCAUGUAUAAUUCAUGUAAUCGUCCUGCUCAUCUCUGUUCAAACACCUUUUUCCUCUGACGUUUAAUCUAAAUAGCUCCUUAAUUGUUGCAAAGCUGUUGCGCCAAAGUAAAAAUUUCUUUUAAUUUGUUUUGGAGGGGUCACUGUCUUAGAACAAAUUGACUAGACUAGUCACUCGAUACUGAGAAUUCUUCCAAAUUGCUAUCUUUGGAUGUUGAAAAAAGAAAAUUGAUUUUUCUGUUGAAUUUUUUAUUUGUCCAUUUAUGAGGACUGUAAGGGUAAAUGAAUAUGUAUUAAUGGCAUUUUCUUUCUAAAUAAACAAUAAAAAAAGCAAUGCUUGCUAUACAAUUGAUUUAUUUCAAUUUUUUUUUUCCGUGGAAGAAAAUAUAAUCUCAUAGCUGCCCUGUCAAAUUCGCUUUUUUACUGUUUGCUUACAAAAAAAACAUUGCUCAGAUCCAUCAGGAUCUGCCGGUUGGCCCUUGCUAUUUAUUAAGUACAAUAAUAUUUGUAGUCUCCUUCGCAGCUGCUCGGGCUGCAGUCACGCAAUACUCCCCACCCCCAUUGCGUGACUCCGGCCCGAGCGGCUGCGAAGAAGACUAUUUAUUGAAGAUAUUUUCUUUAUGUUUAUAGCCGAUGGGAGGGUGCUCAUCGGCUGUAGCCCCGGAAGACCCAAACGGCGGACAGCAAACUGUUAAAAACAACUGGUGUGCCUGUUGUGGAUCAAGGUAAGCAAUGCGUACAUAAAAAGAAAAAUAAUAAUAAAAAUUUUUUAUUGAGGGUAGAACUUAAUAUCUCCUGAUAAUCUACACGCGGCCCUCAGAAAAAAAAUGAAUAAAAAACACAAAAAUCAAUCAAAAAACUAUGAUUCAUGGGUGAGAAUUUGAAGAUAAACGGCUAACUAAGGAAUUGCUAACGAUGUCCAUUACAAUUUACAAACUUCAUUUCGCCUAAGUUUGUUUUCGAAAGAGCACGUCAAGGUAGAGCAGUCUUUCAACUCCUCAGGAAGUCUGUUCCACAAGCUUGCAGCACUGAACAUAAAAAGCAAGCAACAAAACAAAUUUAAAGAAGAAUAAAGAAAUAGAUACUUUGAAGUCGGGUCGCGGGAGUCGGGUAGAGCCGUGUUAUGUGACAGAGAUAGAGACUUGAUGAUUAAAAAGCGAAAAAGUAGUUCAAUAUUUAAUCAUUUUCGCUAAAUAAUCUGAUCAGAAUGCUGGUUUGCAUUUGUCACUUGCAGGCAGGACUCUACAGCCGCCUUGUUGGCCCAAAAAGAAAAGGAUCUUGACUGUGAAAGGUAACCCUAAAAAAGAAAAAUAUUUUAUAUUUUUAUAUUUUUGGCUAAAUAAACUGUUCAGAAUGGUUGGUUGUAUUUUCUUCUUUCAGGGAGGGUCCUUAAAGCGCCUGUUUGGACCAAAAAAAAAAAGGAUUUUUCUUGGGAAAGUAACCCCCCCCCCCCCCCCCCCUUCAAUAUUCAAAAUACCGUUUUUUUCUCUCUUCAAUUAUUGACAUGUAUUCAGUCGAAACAUAAGUUAAGGGGGUAGUUUUGUUGAAAGCAUUGUUUUUUGUUCAGUCGUCCUUUUCUUAGAUAUUUAAAGAUUUCAUUUAAUAAAAAAUCGACUCCAUUAAAGGUACCUUGACCUACUUGUUGUUUUGUUUCCUCACGUCUGAUUGGGUCUUCCGUUGCAACGCAAUAACAUUGCAGAAAUAUUUUUGGUGUUAAUGGCUUUGUGAAGUUUUACGGCCAUCCUGGUAUCGAAUUUGUUUCAAUUUAUGAUAGUUAUUAUGCAAAUGUGAGCCCGCAGACGUAUUCUUGGUGGGGUGGUCAGCGGCACUGUACAAACUGUGUAACAAGGUUUUUCCAAAAUCAGUCCACAUGCUUGGGAUGCCUUUGUUCUGCGUAUUAAUAUGAAAAGUAUGUGGCCGUGAAGGCCCUGGUGUUGAGUUUAAGGUCCACCUGAUGUCACUGCAGAGACGAUGGUCACGAUAAUCACUUGAAUGCAAAUGCAAGUGAUGCAACAAUAGCCUGCAAUAUUUGUUCGAUUCCAAACACUCGUAAUUCAGGUAAACACGUACUUAAAUGCGAGACUUUUUGAUUCGCCUUGCCCGUUGGAAAUCUAUUUACCUAGGGAAAUGAAAGUAGAUCCUGAUCUCAGCUUAGUGCGGGACGAGUCUUCGGUAAGAUACGAGUGACUGAAAAGUCUAUAAAUCCUUGUACAUAAAGUAAAUUUAGGUUACACUACAGUGCAUGGGGAUCUGCAUGGUCUUUCAUAUUUUAUGCGUUUCCACGCAUGUUUCGUCGCUUGUCAUCUGAAAGCUUCAAUAAUAUUUAAGCUAAGCUUUUUCAUUAUUUUCUAUUGCAUCUCAACGACCCUCGGUCAUUGAACACGGAUUGAAUAACCGAUUGAUUAAUAGACUUCGUGCAGUCAUGACUGUAUACAUUUCAAUGAACGUUGUUUUGUCAUGUAAUACUGUUUCCUUUGUAUCUUUGCUAGCGAAUUCAGCCGUCUCUUCUCGCUCCUUACCGUUCGUAGGCUAUUAAACUGUAUCUAAGCAACCGUCAAUAAGAGCGUUAAAUUCAAUAUAAGUCUUGUUUACUGUGUUGUUAAAUUCAAGUUCUCGCAAUCAUGAUCCACUGUGAUUCCUUUUGUUGACACUGGAACUAACAGCAGUGAGGGCUUUCUCUGAUUCACGUUAUGAAAGCGGUUCUCAACAUGAAUCACAUCUCUGAGGUAAACGCACAUGUUCGCCCGCACUUUCUAACCAUCGGUUCCUGCUAGUUCCACAUAUUCUACUACACGUAACCCUGUAUUGCAAUGGAAAAUUGUAUAACAUGAAUGAAUGAAUGGAUGAGAAAAGCUCUUAUUGUUAUUUCGUUGAUUAUACAUUUAUAAAUUGAUUCGUUUCCCACGUAUUGAGCUUUUGAAACGGCAUAAGUUACUGUGCCUUUCGUUACGCUGCCCGAAUUCUCGAAAUAAUGCCCCGAGUUAACGUUGAAAGAGUCCCGGGGUGUUUUCGGGUGAAGUUCGAGCAGCCUAGCGCUAACGCUGUUUGUUUACUCUUUUAUCGCCAGACCAACCGCAGGAGAAGCUAAGAAGUGGCAAACGUCCUUUGAAUCUGUGCUUAGGCAUAAGUUUGGCAUUCAACUAUUUCAGGAAUUUCUUCGUUCCCAGUACGGCGAGGAAAACCUCAACUUUUGGCUAGCGGUUGAAGAAUACAAGAAACUCGACGAAAGCAGCAGGGCGGAAAGAGCAAGAAUGAUUUAUGAAGAUUAUGUUUCCACUCUAUCACCAACGGAGGUUAGACACUGACUUCCACCACUUUUUCUAUUUUACCUUUCAAGGAGACUUUGUCACGCGAAUUUCAUUUUUCAUUUGCUUUGUUUUGCCAAUAGGCCCGUUGCAAAACCUUGUCUCGUUCUUAGAUACCACUUUUCAACGGCUCGCCAGUUGGAAACCCGAAGCGUUCAUUCAGAUCACAAAGCUUUGCAUGUGAUCGAGCGAAGCCUUUCUACGUUAAUUCAACGUUUUUAAGUCUUCUAUUCCCAGUUACUUCGCGUUAAUAUUCAACAGAAUGAUUAAAUUAAUUAACUAGGAGUGCUUCGCUCGAUCGCAUAGUAUAGAUAGGAUAGUUUGCGAUCCAGCGAGCCGUUGCUAAGUGGUAUUCAAGCACGUGACCAAGUUCUGCAAAGGUUCUCAUGAUUGGCCAGUGUUAUGUCAAAACAACAGUCUCAUAGCAAGAACCAGUAUGCCUACCGAAUGAUUACAUUUCCAAGUUACAAACAUCUUUGAAUUUUGUGCAGUAUUCAAAUGCUCCAAAAUUGGUUUAUCCUAUUAUCUUCAUUUUUUACCCAAGUGGUGGCCAUUUUAUAAUUUAAACUAAAUGUGGCUAAUUUACGUGAGAAAGCUUCUGUAAAGGAUAAAAAUAGUUGCCUAGCAGCAGCAUAACGAAGCUAUCUCGUGGUUUGGUAGAAAAAUUAGCGCCCUUUCCUCGUCCAAUCCAACUCCCGUGCUUCGCAAUGUAGCCUGCGAAAACAUCCGUUUGUCCUCGCUCUUCGCCGCUGGGGACGUUUCACGCGGAGGAACGUGGACGUUUCUCCGCGCGAAACGUCCCCAGCGGCGAAGAACGAGGACAAACGGAUAUUUUCGCAGGCUAUUCGCAAUGUUUUAAAUGCAUUUUAAUGGUCACCCUUAAACCCCUAUGGAUCGUUUUCACUCACUGCACGUCAUCAGUAGCUAUGCAAAUUUUUUGAAACAACAGAAAGUUUUUACAUGAGAAAAUCCCGUACAGUAAUUUUUUGGUACAUCAAUAUGGCCACCGUGACGUCAUGUGAAAACAAUUUUUAACUCCGCCCGGCUCCUGAUUGUCCUUAGCCUGUCGUUAUUCUUUGCCAUUUAAUUGGGAUUUUUGUUAAAGAAACUAUGUUAUAAACUUUGUUCGAAGCAGAUGAAGCAAAAUGUAAGAAAGGAAUAUGUCAGUGGAUUUCAUCGAAGGUCCUUUUUCAGCUUGUGCAAAGCAAGCUUAUGGGAAAUUGGCCCUACUUGUGUCAUUGCACUUUCUUUUCUUCUAGUCGCCCUAUUUUUUUUUUUAUCUAAAUAGCCCCUACAACCCUAAUUAUUCCUACAUUACCUAGGCUAGUUGCAUGGCAAAGUUGUACCGACAUAAGUGAAUGGGCAGAUUUAAUGCUGACCAAUUAUCUCUUUUCGUAGAUAAGCCUGGACGCCAAAGUUCGAGCAGAGAUCGACAACAACAUGAACAAUCCCACUGUCGACACUUUCAAAGUGGCACAGGAUCAUAUAUUCACCCUCAUGUACCACGACUGUUUUCCUAGAUUCAUCAAAUCUAAACAUUACAAACAACUUCUGAAGAGACACUGA
This is a messenger RNA of Porites evermanni, 16754 nucleotides long. NCBI's taxonomy places the organism in Eukaryota, Metazoa, Cnidaria, Anthozoa, Scleractinia, Poritidae. The record is from the annotation of a GenBank genome assembly.